UGUCAUGAGUCCCAAAUAGAAACUCUCCCACAGACCAACAGUCAUGCUAUUAGCACGCAGGUCCACAGUCCAAUUCCUCACCCAGUUCUCCCGUCUUGCAGCCAUCCACACUACUCGCAUAGCUCGGGAGAAGGGCCACAAUCCAGAUUCAUACGCCAAAGACGUUGACUUUACACCUCCGUCUGAUUCGAAAAUUUACCGGAUCGAUCCAGACUCACAUAGUGCGCAGAAGCCGUAUGAGCCGCCGUCGAGUCAGUGGAGUGAAGUUGGUGCGAAGAGCGCAAUUGAAGUGGGGUACCAGACAAUGAGCAAGAAGGAACCGUACAAGCAGCCUGGACCUAAGGAAAGAUAUGGUGCUGUGCCGGAGUUGAAGGAGGGCGAGGGCCUUGCGAGUGGUCCGGGGGUGGAAAAGAAGGGCAAGUAGCUGGAGGUGGGACGAAGAUGAGAAUGGAAGAGCUGGCUCAUUUGUGAGUUUAUUCUUUAACGGCUUCUUCCACUUAGUGUUGACUUCAAGAAAACAGAAGCUUGUUAAAUUGAGAAUGUACUGUUACUUUGUGUCAUGGGUGUUUGCGAACAUUAUGUGUUGAAUUAUUUACGUGCCAGUUCAACUGUACUUACUGUUUCGGUUGUGUCAGAAUAAAAGCCCGAAUUUGUUAUGUUUGCCGACAGGGUGAUGUUUUUGCAGCCGAGGGCGCUGGCGCUCGGCGUAUUAGACGGGAGAAAUUUUACAUAAAUUCAGUAACAACAACCUUGCGAUC
Desarmillaria tabescens is the source of this 758-nucleotide messenger RNA. RefSeq lists its product as uncharacterized. The coding region runs from base 44 to 424 and encodes 126 amino acids. The transcript has a single exon. NCBI's taxonomy places the organism in Eukaryota, Fungi, Basidiomycota, Agaricomycetes, Agaricales, Physalacriaceae. The record is from RefSeq and is a predicted model, not a curated record.